UUUGUUAGCCUGCGCAGGAGAUAAGGUAAAAGAGAGAUACUGCAGCAUCAAAGCCACCAUUAUAGGAGAAAUUUGCAGUUCGGACGGUAAACCGAUCAAGCUCUCUCGAUCCUCCUAUUCUGCUGUAAAACAAAACAAAACAAAACCAAAUAGAUGUUCCUUCACGGCUCAAUCUUCUCUCUAUUCGUCUCUUAUCAUCCGGUGAUAUCGAAGAUAUAUUUCUCCAUAAAUUAGCUCCUAGGUCUUCUAAAUCGAUUCUUCAAUGGCCGCUCCACCUGCAAGAGCUCGUGCUGAUUACGAUUAUCUUAUAAAACUCCUCCUAAUUGGCGACAGCGGUGUGGGUAAGAGUUGUCUUCUUCUACGAUUCUCUGAUGGUUCCUUCACUACUAGUUUUAUUACCACGAUUGGAAUUGACUUCAAGAUAAGAACUAUUGAACUAGAUGGCAAACGCAUCAAACUCCAGAUUUGGGACACAGCUGGCCAGGAGCGAUUUCGAACCAUCACAACUGCUUACUAUCGUGGAGCAAUGGGCAUUCUGUUGGUUUAUGAUGUUACAGAUGAAUCUUCUUUUAACAACAUUAGGAAUUGGAUUCGAAACAUUGAACAACAUGCUUCUGACAAUGUCAAUAAGAUACUUGUAGGAAACAAGGCCGACAUGGAUGAAAGCAAAAGGGCUGUACCAACUGCCAAGGGACAAGCACUCGCCGAUGAAUAUGGGAUUAAAUUUUUUGAGACAAGUGCUAAAACGAAUCUAAACGUGGAAGAAGUGUUCUUUUCAAUAGGAAGGGAUAUAAAGCAAAGGCUGGCAGAUACAGAUAACAAGCAAGAGCCUCAAACGAUCAAGAUCAAUCAAGCUGAUUCGGCAUCUGGGUCUGGUCAAGUUGCUCAGAAAUCAGCUUGCUGCGGUUAAAAAGGGAUUUUUUGUCGAAUUUUUGGUAAUAUGACAGAAGAAGUAGAAUCGGGAAAUUGUGGCUGUGUUAUUAGCAUUCAUUCUUUUAUCGUGAAAAUAGGGCUUCUUAUUAUUUGGAAUUUUAUUGUCGCACAACACGAAAUUCUGUUUUCCAGAUACUUAAUUUGCUAACCUGUUCUUUUGAAUGAUACUCAAUUCUAUUUCGAAAACUUUAUUAAUACAAACUUCUUAAUACCUA
Messenger RNA from Impatiens glandulifera, 1148 nucleotides. Its product is annotated as ras-related protein RABE1c. Gene Ontology annotation, molecular function: GTPase activity; GTP binding. Gene Ontology annotation, biological process: protein secretion; regulation of exocytosis. Lineage: Eukaryota; Viridiplantae; Streptophyta; Magnoliopsida; Ericales; Balsaminaceae. Bases 263 to 910 code for a protein of 215 amino acids. The record is from RefSeq and is a predicted model, not a curated record. Gene Ontology annotation, cellular component: plasma membrane. The transcript is spliced from 9 exons.